Colletotrichum karsti is the source of this 1683-nucleotide messenger RNA. RefSeq lists its product as uncharacterized. The record is from RefSeq and is a predicted model, not a curated record. The transcript has a single exon. The coding region runs from base 1 to 1683 and encodes 560 amino acids. Gene Ontology annotation, molecular function: protein binding. NCBI's taxonomy places the organism in Eukaryota, Fungi, Ascomycota, Sordariomycetes, Glomerellales, Glomerellaceae.
AUGGGGUCUGCAUCCAUCAUCGACUCCAUCGCCACCUCGCCCUUCGAGAUAUCCGAUCUCAUCUUCUCUCACCUUGAUAACUGCGACCUCAAAGCCCUGCGGUUAACCUGCAAAAGGCUUGCGAAACUCGCCCGUCCUCGCUUCAAGCGCGUUUUCAUAUCCGCCAGUCCCCUGAACGUGGACGUGUUCCGCGCCGUCGCGGAACAUGAUACUUUCCGCCACGACGUCCGCGAGAUAGUCUGGGACGAUGCCCGCUACGAGAAGCCGCCACCUCCAGACCUGAGAUUCCGGGACGGGUACCAAGACUUGGAUGAUGAUUCCGACGACUCAGAGGAUGACGAUGAUGAAGGCGGCCGCAGAGAGAAGUUCCCAUUUGGCGUUCGGCCCUGGUAUGUCAGACACUGCAAAGACAACAUUGAGUACUUGGAGUAUAGACAACAAUACGAUGUCGCAACCUUGCCUCAGCAUCUCGAGACCUCGAAACAGCUUCUAGCCCAGCUGCCUCUCGAAGUCGCCUACGCUCACUAUCAGGACCUCCUUGCACAACAAGACCAAGUGCUUUCUACAUCAGCCGAUGUAGCCGCUUUCGAGUGGGCUUUAGAAAAGGACAGAUUCCCCAACCUGAAGAGGAUUACCCUUACCCCUGCUGCACACGGUAUUCUUUUCAAGCCACUAUAUCCAACGCCUGCUAUUCGCGCUCUUCCGUACGGCUUCAACUGCCCGCUUCCUCGUGGCUGGCCAGCUGGUCAAGCGGAAAACAGAGAACCCGUUGGGGAUUGGGACGGUGAGGAUUACAAGAGCAACUGGCGUGGUUUCCGCCGUAUUAUCAGCAUUCUCGCUCGGCAGGAGACCACAAAGAUCCCGGAGCUGGUUUUCGACGGUAACCAGGUCUGGUCUGGGCUCACGAGUUGCAUUUUCCGCGCACCGGAGCCGUGUGUCGAGUAUGAUAAUCUCGUUUCUGUAAUCAAGAAGCCAGGUUUUACGACACUCAUCCUCAACCUCAUGGUGACCCCGCAAGAAGACAACAACUACCUUGCUUUCCGCACCGGGCGUCUGAGAAAGGCUCUGGAGGCUGAUUUGCGACACUUUUCCUUGGAGACCGACGAAGAAGGUAGCCAUGAAGACUCGCCGGUUCCCUCGCAUUGGGUGUUGGAUCACUUUAUCCCCUUGCGAUCCAUUUUCCCCGUCGAGGCGUGGAAAAACUUGGCGCACUUUGGGCUGUCGCGCUUUCUCGUCCAGCAGCAGGAUUUGCUUGAUUUUCUGUCGGCACUGCCGCAAACCCUGCAAUCGGUGGAACUCAGCUUUAUAUGGUUCAUGAAUCACCAUGGCAACUAUAGAGAGCUGCUCUUUGGUAUUCGUGACGACUUGGGCUGGCAGAAACGAAUCGUGAGGCCUCGCCUGCUCAUUAGAGAUCACCCUUAUGUCAUGUUGGCAGGGCGCGCCGUCUGGCUCGAAGAUGAGUUGCAACAGUUCCUCUACCAUGAUGGCGAGAACCCGUACCCGGUUCCUUCACUGCGGGGAAUGGUGGUGAGGCCAGGUGAUGGUCCUCUGCGUCCGACCCUGGGGUAUGGAUUCGGGAAGGAGAAGGACGCGUUCGAGCCUAGAUUCGAACGACCCUUCGAGUCAGAGGAUAAGCUUAUUCAUGCGGGAAUUCUCAGAGAUUGGACGGCGGAGUAUCCGUAA